Vitis riparia (riverbank grape) is the source of this 776-nucleotide messenger RNA. Its product is annotated as transcription factor bHLH35-like. The record is from RefSeq and is a predicted model, not a curated record. NCBI's taxonomy places the organism in Eukaryota, Viridiplantae, Streptophyta, Magnoliopsida, Vitales, Vitaceae. Gene Ontology annotation, cellular component: nucleus. Gene Ontology annotation, molecular function: sequence-specific DNA binding; DNA-binding transcription factor activity; protein dimerization activity. Gene Ontology annotation, biological process: regulation of DNA-templated transcription.
UCUGGAGCCAAACAGCCGAACAGCCAAACACCCAAACGGAAAAUCAAAGACUAUUGAUGGACAACACAGAGGAGUUCAAAAACUAUUGGGAAACCAAUAUGUUUCUCCAAAGUGAAGAGUUCGACAGGUGGGGCCUGGAUGAGGCGUUUUCCGGCUACUACGAUUCGAGUUCGCCGGACGGCGCAGCGUCGUCGGCGGCGUCGAAGAACAUAGUUUCGGAGCGGAACAGGAGGAAGAAGCUGAACGAGAGGUUGUUCGCACUGAGAGCGGUGGUCCCCAAUAUCAGUAAGAUGGAUAAGGCGUCGAUAAUUAAAGAUGCGAUCGACUAUAUCCAAGACUUGCACGAGCAAGAGAGGAGAAUUCAGGCCGAGAUAUCGGAGUUGGAGUCCGGAAAAUCGAAGAAGAGUCCGCCGGGGUACGAAUUCGAGCAGGAGAUUCCGGUGUUGGUAUCGAAAUCGAAGAAGAAGAGGACUCAGCACUGCUAUGAUUCCGGCGGAUCAAGAGUUUCCCCAAUCGAGGUCCUUGAGCUGAGGGUCGUUUACAUGGGAGAAAAGACCGUGGUUGUGAGCCUCACAUGUAGUAAAAGAACAGACACAAUGGUAAAGCUGUGUGAAGUAUUCGAAUCUCUGAAGCUUAAAAUCAUUACAGCCAACAUUACUGCUUUCUCUGGCAGGCUUUUGAAGACUGUUUUCGUUGAGGCAGAUGAGGAGGAGAAAGAUGUUCUAAAAAUAAAGAUUGCAGCCAUAGCAGCUCUCAAUGAUCCACAGAGUCUAUGA